AUGAUUGCUCCGCCGCGGGUGGAGUGGUCGUACUGGGCCCAGUUUCUCGAGAUCCAGACGUUGCGCCACGGUGGUACAACCUUGGCUUUUGGGAGGGGGACACGGAUAUGCAGGGCCGUUUCCGUGGUUGCGGGUGGGCCGUCGGCGCCACGGCACGGCCUGGACGGCACCAUGGCCCUAGACGCCGCCCUCCACCGUCAGCAGCCUCUGCAGUCUCAGGCCUCGUCAGAAAUGGAUGGAACCCUGCGCAAUGCCGUCAGCAUCCGGGAUCCGCGCAAAUCACCACCAGCUGGCCGAAUUCCCUAG
Ustilaginoidea virens is the source of this 306-nucleotide messenger RNA. RefSeq lists its product as uncharacterized. The coding region runs from base 1 to 306 and encodes 101 amino acids. The transcript has 2 exons. The record is from RefSeq and is a predicted model, not a curated record. Lineage: Eukaryota; Fungi; Ascomycota; Sordariomycetes; Hypocreales; Clavicipitaceae.